CAUAUCCAUAUUCUGAGGGUGUACUUAAACUUGCCUGACCUAAAUUUUAUUUUUGUUGUUGUUAGUGUUGUUGUUCCAUUUAUAAGAUAUCAGUAGAUAGUUCUCAGCCUUGCUCUAUAUGUACACUUUAUUUGCAUACACUGUUAGCAUAUUGCUAUACAUGGUUUAGUGGUGGCCAUGCAGCUCAUAGUUUACAACAUUUGUGAUUGAAUUCUGAUUGCUCAGGAAUAUAAUUAAUGGUGUACAAAAUAGCACUCUUGUAAUUUCACCAUUUUUUGUUUUAUAUAGAAAUAGAAGGAUUUUAAAUUAUGGCAAAAAAAUCUAAAAAAGUAAGUGCCUCAGUAGAAUCGAGACGAAGAAAUCGUUCAACUAAAAUACCCUUAGUAAAAAAAAAUCCAUUUGAAGUUCGUUUAAACCGAUUGAAACAUGGUGUCAUUGGUAAGAAAGUCAAAACAGACAAAGGAUUACCUGGUGUAGCACGAUCCAAAGCUAAUGAAAAGAGAAAGAAAACUUUAUUAAAAGAGUAUAAGCAGCGGUUUAAGACCAAUGUAAUAAUUGAUAAGAGAUUUGGUGAAUUUGAUGACUCUCUCACAGCAGAAGAAAAAAUGUUGAAGCGAUUUACGUUAGAAAAACAGCGCCAUCAUGAAAAGUCUGGUUUGUACAAUAUGGAGGAAGAUGAUGAAGAAUUAACGCAUUUUGGACAGAGCUUGGCAGAUAUUGAAAGUUUCGACGAUGCAGGAUUAAAAUUAACUGAUGACGAAGAUGAAGUGGGAGAUUUGGAUGAUCAUUUUGGUGGAUUUUUGACAAAGAAAAGAUUCCAAGAUGAUAAUGUACCUGAAAGAAAGCUGACGAAACAAGAAAUUAUGGAUCAGGUCGUUGCAAAUUCAAAGAAGAAAAAAUAUGAAAGACAACAAACACAAGAACAUGCAUUUGAGAUUACUCAGCAACUUGACACACAGUGGAAAGAAAUACAAUCAAUGCUAGUUAAAAGAGAUGAUAGAAGAAAUACUAAGCUCUCAAAACCAGAUGAUUAUGAUAAAACAGUCAACGAAUUAAUAUUUGAAGCUAAGGGAAAGGCAACAGAUCGACUAAAAACAGAGGAAGAAAUAGCACAAGAAGAGAAGAAAAGGUUAGAAGAAUUGGAGAAGCAAAGAAGACUACGCAUGUUAGGGAUCACAGAGGACGAGGAAGUGUAUUAUCAAUCUGCUGAUGCUAUCGUCGAAAGUAAAAAAUCAAAAGAAGAUGAUCGUUAUGAAGUGCGUUAUCACGAUGGAAAGAUGGUAAUGCCAGAAGGAAUAAGUGAUUUUGGUGAACUUUUAAGAGGACAAGAAGAAGAAGAUGAAGAUGAAGACGAUGAUUCCGAAGAGGGUUUUGAUGGUGGUCAGUCUGAUCAUGCAAGUGACAGUGGUGAAGAAAAUGAGGAGGAUGAGGAAGAAGAAAGUGAUCAUGAAGACUUGUUUUCAGAUGAAGAAGAUUCAUUAUCUGAUGAAGUAGAGGAAACUAAAAAGUUGAAGAAAAUUGUUGAACAUUCAAAAAAUGAAAAGAAGACGGAUAAAAAAAAGAAAUCAAAAAAGCCAACUAAAGAUGAAUUACCCUUCGUAUUUAAAGCUCCCGAUACAUUAGAAGAAUUUUUAAAGAUGACUAAAGACAGAAAAGAUGAAGAUAUUUUACUGGCUUUAAAUAGAAUAAGAAAAUGUCACCAUGUUAAGCUGGAGAAAGCAAAUAUCGACAAAAUGAAGGUUUUAUUUCUAAUUCUUCUUGAAUAUAUCGAUCAUUUAUGUAAAAGUCAGAAGCCCCCAUUGAAGUUCAUCAACACUUUAGCAGAGUUUAUACAACAGUUGGUGGAAGAUAUACCAGGUCAUGCAAAAAAGAUACUUCAAACAAAAUUAAAAACUGUUCUCAAACAAGUUAUGCUUCGAUUUAAAAUAAAAGGUGACAGUGGGAUGUUUCCAACUUUAAAAGAGCUUGUGUUGUUUAAAGUGAUAGCAGUCAUCUACCCGACAUCAGAUUUGAAUCACGUGGUCACGACACCAUGUUUAUUUUUAAUGAGUAUGAUUCUAAACAAGGGUCACUGCAUGAACAUAAAGGAUGUGAUAUCAGGUUUAUUUCUACUCAACAUUGUGCAUGACUAUGUGAAAUUAUCCAAGAGAUACCUACCAGAAGUGAUAACGUUUCUUGGGAAAUUAUUUUACUUGGCAGCACCUGUCAAAACUCCUUUAACAAAAAUCUCAGCAUCAAUAUUAAAUCUUCGAAAGAACGAAAAAAAUAUUCUCCUUGUGGAACGGACUGUUGCAGAAGAACCGAUCAAUAUUAAUAUAUCAAGUUCUCUUUCACCUUCUUGUGAAAACUUGGAUAGUGAUCUCAUGCGCAUUUCAUGUCUGAAGAAUUCCCUUUUGCUAGCAAAGAAAUUCUGCAGUUUAUACGAAUACUUGGACACAUUUCAUGAAAUCUUCGAACCAUGUGCUUGUCUGUUGCAAAGACUGCCGUUGAAAAAAUAUCCAAAAACGUUACAGGACUUGCAUGCUGAUGUAUUAUCCAUAAUGAAAUCAAAAUCGUCGUGCGAGAAAAUUUCAUUGACGUUGCAAUCACGAAAGCCUGUUCCGUUACCAUUGUUGGAUCCUCAAUUUGACGAAAAUUACGAGAUGAGGUCAAAACGUCGUGCGAGUGAUAAAACACAGAACGAACGUGAAAAACUGCAAUACAAACUGAAAAAAGAAACCAAGGGUGCGAUGAGAGAGAUUCGCAAAGAUGCUCACUUCCUAGCUAAAGAACAACUCAAAGAAACUCUUGAAAGGGAUGCUGGUCGACGUCAAAAAGUUAAAGCUCUACAGCGUGCGUUAGAGAAUGAACGUCGAGAAAUACGUGAAAUGGAGAAGGGGAAAUAAACAGCCUGGGUACCUCAUGCUAAUAAAAAGAAUAGUUUUUUAAGGCAAA
This is a messenger RNA of Hydractinia symbiolongicarpus, 2934 nucleotides long. Its product is annotated as nucleolar protein 14-like. Gene Ontology annotation, biological process: maturation of SSU-rRNA. The transcript has 31 exons. Gene Ontology annotation, cellular component: small-subunit processome; nucleolus; Noc4p-Nop14p complex. The record is from RefSeq and is a predicted model, not a curated record. Lineage: Eukaryota; Metazoa; Cnidaria; Hydrozoa; Anthoathecata; Hydractiniidae. Bases 309 to 2885 code for a protein of 858 amino acids.